Rasamsonia emersonii CBS 393.64 is the source of this 7110-nucleotide messenger RNA. Its product is annotated as Acetyl-CoA carboxylase. NCBI's taxonomy places the organism in Eukaryota, Fungi, Ascomycota, Eurotiomycetes, Eurotiales, Trichocomaceae. The record is from RefSeq and is a predicted model, not a curated record. Bases 1 to 7110 code for a protein of 2369 amino acids. Gene Ontology annotation, molecular function: ATP binding; acetyl-CoA carboxylase activity; metal ion binding. The transcript has 8 exons. Gene Ontology annotation, biological process: fatty acid biosynthetic process.
AUGCCUGCAACGAACGGAGCCAGCCCGGUGAACGGGACCUCGUUAUCCGCAAAACACCAAAGCCUCCCGUCGCAUUUUAUCGGCGGAAACCACCUGGACGUGGCACCCCCGAGCAAGGUCAAGGAUUUCGUGGCCGCUCAUGAGGGACACUCGGUCAUCACAUCGGUGCUUAUCGCAAACAACGGUAUUGCCGCAGUCAAAGAGAUUCGAUCGGUACGAAAAUGGGCCUACGAGACGUUCGGCAACGAGCGGGCCAUCCAAUUCACAGUGAUGGCCACGCCCGAGGAUUUGCGCGCUAAUGCAGACUACAUCCGGAUGGCGGACCAAUAUGUGGAGGUUCCGGGUGGUACGAAUAACAACAACUACGCCAAUGUCGAGUUGAUUGUCGAUAUUGCGGAGCGAAUGGACGUGCACGCCGUGUGGGCAGGAUGGGGACAUGCCUCGGAGAACCCGAGAUUACCAGAGGCCCUGGCCGCUUCCCCCAAGAAAAUCCUCUUCAUUGGACCUCCCGGCUCCGCUAUGCGAUCUCUCGGAGACAAGAUUUCGUCAACGAUAGUCGCUCAGCAUGCGGGGGUCCCCUGCAUUCCGUGGUCUGGUACGGGCGUUGACGAAGUCAAAAUCAAUGAGGAUGGCAUCGUGACAGUCGAGGAUGAAGUCUACCAAAGAGGAUGCACCCAUUCCCCCGAGGAGGGUCUCGAGGCGGCCCGGAAGAUCGGCUUCCCCGUCAUGAUCAAGGCUUCCGAGGGUGGUGGUGGUAAGGGUAUCCGGAAGGUGGAACGCGAAGAGGAUUUCAUCAGCAUGUACAACGCAGCAGCCAGCGAAAUCCCAGGUUCGCCCAUCUUCAUCAUGAAGCUGGCUCCCAACGCGAGACAUCUCGAGGUCCAGCUGCUCGCCGAUCAAUACGGCAACAACAUCUCCCUCUUCGGCAGAGACUGUUCCGUCCAACGGCGACACCAGAAGAUCAUCGAAGAGGCCCCAGUCACCAUCGCAAAGCCGGCCACCUUCCAGGCCAUGGAGCGCGCCGCCGUCCGCCUGGGAAAGCUGGUGGGUUACGUCUCUGCGGGUACCGUCGAAUACCUGUAUUCGCACUCCGAUGACAAGUUCUACUUCCUGGAGCUGAACCCCCGACUGCAAGUCGAGCAUCCUACCACCGAGAUGGUCACUGGUGUCAACCUGCCCGCUGCCCAGCUGCAGAUUGCCAUGGGUAUCCCGCUCCAUCGCAUCCGAGAUAUUCGUCUCCUGUACGGUGUCGAUCCUCACACCUCGUCCCCCAUUGAUUUCGACUUCUCCAGUGAAGAGAGCCACAAGACUCAGCGUCGGCCGCAGCCCAAGGGCCACACCACGGCAUGCCGUAUCACUUCAGAGGACCCCGGCGAGGGCUUCAAGCCCUCGAGCGGAACCAUGCACGAGUUGAACUUCCGAAGCUCCUCGAACGUGUGGGGUUAUUUCUCAGUGGGCACCUCUGGCGGAAUCCACAGCUUCUCCGACAGCCAGUUUGGCCAUAUUUUCGCCUACGGUGAGAACCGAUCGGCGUCCCGGAAGCACAUGGUGGUUGCCCUCAAAGAACUGAGCAUCCGCGGUGACUUCCGAACUACCGUCGAAUACCUCAUCAAGUUGCUCGAAACCCCGGCCUUCGAGGAGAACACCAUCACGACGGGCUGGCUGGACCAACUGAUCUCGAACAAGUUGACUGCAGAGCGUCCGGACCCGAUCCUGGCGGUCAUUUGCGGAGCGGUCACCAAAGCCCACCAGGCCAGCGAGGCCUGUAUUGCGGAAUACCGGAAGGGACUCGAGAAAGGUCAGGUCCCGUCUAAGGAGGUUCUCAAGACGGUCUUCCCGGUGGACUUCAUCUACGAAGGUUCUCGAUACAAGUUCACCGCCACCAGAGCAAGUGUGGACAGCUACCAUCUCUUCAUCAACGGCUCCAAGUGCUCUGUGGGUGUUCGUGCCUUGGCGGACGGCGGUUUGCUGAUCCUCUUGAAUGGACGGAGUCACAAUGUCUACUGGAAGGAAGAGGCGGCCGCCACGCGUCUGAGCGUGGAUGGGAAGACCUGCUUGCUGGAACAGGAAAAUGAUCCGACUCAGCUCCGCACUCCCAGUCCCGGAAAACUGGUCAAAUUCACGGUCGAGAACGGCGAUCACGUCAAAGCGGGCCAGCCGUUCGCAGAGGUCGAGGUCAUGAAGAUGUACAUGCCACUGAUUGCCCAGGAGGACGGUACCGUGCAGUUCAUCAAGCAGCCCGGUGCGACGCUGGAGGCCGGUGACAUCCUGGGAAUCCUCACUCUGGAUGAUCCGUCCCGUGUGAAGCACGCCCAGCCGUUCCUCGGACAGCUGCCCGAUUUCGGUCCCCCACAGGUGGUGGGUAACAAGCCUCCCCAGAGAUUCACGCUCCUUCAUAGCAUUCUCCAGGACAUCCUCAAAGGCUACGACAACCAGUUCCUCAUGAAGUCCACGCUGAAGGAGUUGGUUGAGGUGCUGCGCGACCCCGAACUUCCGUACGGAGAGUGGAAUGCUCAGUUCUCCGCCCUCCACUCGCGGAUGCCGGGCAAGCUGAGCAGUCAACUGACACAGGUGGUCGACCGCGCCAAGGCGAGAAAGGCCGAGUUCCCAGCCAAACAGCUUCAGAAGACGCUCGUCAAGUUCAUCGAGGAGAAUCUCAAUCCCGCCGACGCGGAGAUUCUCAAGACCACCCUCCUGCCUCUCACACAUGUGAUUGAUAUGUACAAGGAUGGCCUCAAGGCACACGAGUUCAAUGUGUUUAUCGGCCUCUUGGAACAGUACUGGGAUGUUGAGAGCAAAUUCACGGGACGGAAUACCCGGGAUGAGGAGGUGAUCCUGAAACUGCGAGACGAGAACAAAGAUGACAUUCUCUCCGUCAUCCAGACGGUGCUCUCCCAUAGCAAGAUCGGCUCGAAGAACAACCUUGUCCUGGAAAUCUUGGAGAUGUACCGCCCGAACAAGCCUAACGUUGGUAAUGUCGGGCAGUACUUCAAGCCGAUCUUGCGGAAACUGACCGAGCUGGAAUCUCGGGCGGCAUCCAAGGUUGCCUUGAAGGCUCGUGAACUCCUGAUUCAAUGCGCGCUCCCCUCGUUGGAGGAAAGGGCUGCCCAGAUGGAGCAUAUCUUGCGUUCCUCUGUGGUCGAAUCACGAUAUGGCGAGACGGGCUGGGAUCACCGGGAACCCGACCUCAACGUUCUCAAGGAAGUGGUCGAUUCCAAGUACACCGUCUUCGACGUCCUUCCGCAGUUCUUCUCGCACCCGGACCCUUGGGUCACCUUGGCUGCUCUCGAAGUUUACGUUCGCCGUGCGUAUCGAGCCUACACGAUAAAAGGCAUCCACUAUCACACCGACAACGACACGCCUUAUGUAUCCUGGGACUUUGCGCUGGGCAAGAUUGGCCAGGGUGACUUCGGCAUGCCCGUCGACUCCUCUCACCCAUCGACGCCCAGCACGCCCACUACUGACACGGCGAAUCCAUUUAUGAAGCGCAUCAACUCCAUCAGUGACAUGUCCUACUUGGUCAACGCCGACCCGAAUGAGGCUCCCCGGAAGGGUGUCAUUAUCCCCGUUCAGUAUUUGGAAGAGGCAGAAGAGAACCUGAUCCGAGCUCUCGAGGUCUUCCCUCGUGGCAGUGCCAAGCCGAGGAAGAGUCUCGAGAACAACCUCAUCGCCGAGCUCGAGGGCAAGCGGAGGCCCGGCCAACGAUCCGACAGCGAUGGCGAACUCACCGGGGUUUGCACCGUCGCCAUCCGUGAUGUGGAAAGCCUGGAUGAUGCUCAGCUCUUUGCCCAGUUUAACACCAUCGUUCAGAACCACAAGGAAGAGCUGCUGGAGCGCCACGUUCGUCGGGUGACUUUCAUCUGUGGUCACAAGGAUGGUGCCUACCCGGGCUAUUUCACCUUCCGUGGCCCGCUGUACGAGGAAGAUGAGAGCAUUCGGCACAGCGAGCCCGCUCUGGCCUUCCAACUGGAACUGGGCCGUCUGUCCAAGUUCAAGAUCAAGCCUGUCUUCACGCAGAACAGGAACAUCCAUGUGUACGAAGCGAUCGGAAAGGGUCCCGAGAAUGACAAGGCGGUCGACAAGCGAUACUUCACCCGUGCCGUUGUGCGUCCUGGCCGUCUCCGGGAUGAUAUUCCCACGACGGAGUACUUGAUCUCCGAAGCGGACCGACUCUUGAACGAUAUCCUCGACGCCCUGGAGGUUAUUGGAAACAACAACUCGGACAUGAACCAUAUCUUCAUCAAUUUCUCGCCCGUGUUCAAUCUUCAGCCCAAGGAUGUCGAGGAGGCCCUGGCUGGUUUCCUGGAGCGGUUUGGCCCUCGUCUGUGGCGACUGCGGGUGACUGGAGCUGAGAUCCGUAUCCUGUGCACUGACCCAGUCUCUGGAAUGCCUUACCCACUCCGUGUCAUUAUCCAGAACACGUAUGGAUUCAUCAUUCAGAUUGAAUUGUACGUGGAGAAGAGGUCCGAGAAGGGUGAGUGGAUCUUCCACAGCAUCGGAGGCACGAACAAGAUCGGCUCGAUGCACCUGCGUCCUGUCUCGACUCCAUACCCGACCAAGGAAUGGCUGCAGCCCAAGCGGUACAAGGCCCACCUGAUGGGUACGCAAUAUGUGUACGACUUCCCCGAGCUGUUCCGUCAAGCUUUCCAGAACAGCUGGACGAAGAGCAUCGAGAAGAUCCCAUCGCUUGCUGAGAAACGGCCGCCCGUUGGCGAAUGCAUCGAAUACAACGAACUCGUCUUGGACGACAAGGAUAACCUGGUGGAGGUAAAUCGAGAAGCUGGAACCAACACGCACGGUAUGGUUGGGUGGAUCGUGACUGCGUACACGCCCGAGUAUCCUCGUGGCCGGCGAUUCAUUAUCGUCGCCAACGAUAUCACCUACCAGAUCGGCUCCUUUGGGCCGCAGGAAGACAAGUUCUUCCACAAGUGUACGGAGCUCGCGAGGAAGCUUGGAAUCCCGCGCGUCUACCUCUCUGCAAACUCGGGUGCCCGUAUCGGAAUGGCCGAGGAGCUGAUCCCCUACUUCAAUGUUGCUUGGAAUGACCCCGAGAAGCCGGAGGCUGGGUUCAAAUACCUCUAUUUGACCCCCGAAGUCAAGAAGAAAUUCGACGAGCGAAAGAACAAGGAGGUCAUUACGGAGGUUGUCUACGAAGAUGGUGAGGAGAGACACAAGAUCACGACGAUUGUCGGAGCCAAGGAUGGCCUGGGUGUUGAGUGUUUGCGAGGCUCGGGUCUGAUUGCGGGUGCCACAUCGCGGGCGUAUGAAGACAUUUUCACCAUCACCCUGGUGACAUGUCGUUCGGUCGGUAUCGGUGCCUAUCUGGUCCGUCUUGGACAGAGAGCGAUCCAGGUCGAGGGUCAGCCCAUCAUCCUUACCGGUGCGCCUGCCAUCAACAAGCUGCUGGGCCGAGAAGUGUACACGUCCAACCUGCAGCUUGGUGGAACGCAGAUCAUGUACAGGAACGGUGUCUCCCACAUGACGGCCAAUGACGACUUUGAGGGUAUCCAGAAGAUCGUUGACUGGAUGUCCUACGUGCCGGACAAGAAGGGUUCCCCGGUUCCCAUCACUCCGUUCUCCGACACCUGGGAUCGUGACAUUGCUUACUACCCGCCUCCUAAGCAGACGUACGACGUGAGGUGGCUCAUUGCCGGUAAGCAAGAGGAGGAUGGUUUCCUUCCUGGUCUGUUCGAUAAGGACUCCUUCCAGGAGAGUCUUGGCGGAUGGGCCAGAACGGUGGUCGUUGGCCGUGCCAGACUCGGCGGUAUCCCUCUGGGAGUCAUUGCCGUGGAGACCCGGUCCGUUGACAAUGUCACUCCUGCGGAUCCUGCCAAUCCCGACUCGAUGGAGAUGGUCACCACCGAAGCUGGUGGAGUGUGGUUCCCUAACUCCGCUUUCAAGACCGCACAGGCUCUCCGUGACUUCAACAAUGGCGAACAGCUUCCGGUCAUGAUUCUGGCCAACUGGCGUGGUUUCUCGGGUGGACAGCGUGACAUGUACAACGAAGUCCUCAAGUACGGUUCGUACAUUGUCGACGCUCUGGUCAAGUAUGAGCAGCCCAUCUUCGUCUACAUUCCGCCAAAUGGUGAGCUUCGUGGUGGUUCCUGGGUGGUCAUCGAUCCUACCAUCAACCCGGAUCAGAUGGAAAUGUACGCCGACGAAGAAUCUCGUGGUGGUGUUCUCGAGCCUGAGGGUAUUGUGAACAUCAAAUUCCGUCGCGAGAAGCAACUCGACACGAUGGCUCGACUGGAUCCCAUCUAUGGCGAGCUCCGACGCGCGCUCGAAGACAAGUCUCUCAGCACGGAGCAGCUGUCGGAGGUCAAGGCGAAGAUGGCUGCCCGUGAGGAGCAACUUCUCCCGGUGUACACGCAGAUCGCGCUGCAGUUCGCCGACCUCCAUGAUCGGGCGGGCCGAAUGGAGGCCAAGGGAGCGAUCCGUCGGCCUCUGCAGUGGAAGGACGCGAGGCGAUUCUUCUACUGGCGUCUGCGCCGUCGCUUGAGUGAGGAGCUGAUCCUGAAGCGAAUGAUCGAGGCAGCACCGCACCAGCCAGCUCGACCCGCUGAUAUCGGCGCCAUUCCGGCCAACGGAUCUGCUACUUCUUCUCAGCCUUCUGUUCGGGAGACUCACCUGCAGACUCUGCGGUCCUGGACCGGUCUGCUGGACGACGAAUUCGAGCGCAAUGACCGCAAGGUGGCGCUGUGGUACGAAGAGAACAAGAAGACGAUCUACUCGAAGAUUGAGGCCCUCAAGACGGAAUCGGUGGCCUAUGACGUUGCCCAGCUGCUGAUGAGCAACAAGGAGGGUGGACUCAAGGGAGUCCAGCAAGUGCUGAGCAUGCUGCCAGUGGAGGAGCGGGAAUGGGGGAAUAGAAGGCCGUUUUACGAUGGGCCAUGGGAUGGAGGUUGGAAUGUCUCAUUCGUUCGUUUUUUUUUUCUUUGUCAACGUGAUAACAAGCAUGUGGUUAUGUGUGUAUUAGUAAAUAAUAAAUACAUACUGUACUCAAGUCAAACUCUCACUUUGUCCGAUCCAGAGGUAUUGUACUGUGCAAAAAUGUUAACCCUUCACUUUGUCUGGCCUUUGGUAUCAGCAUAUAAUAUGACCUACUGGUAA